GCGCGGCUUGGGGAAGUGGGUGGGGCUGGAGGUGGUUUCUCUAGCAAGAUGGCGGCGAGCGGCCUCCGCAGUGCUGUAGCUGCGACCAGCACCUCCGUGAAGCCCAUUUUCAGUCGAGACAUGAGCGAGGCCAAGCGGAGGGUACGCGAACUCUACCGCGCCUGGUAUCGGGAGGUACCGAACACUGUGCACUUGUUCCAGCUAGACAUUACUGUGAAACAGGGACGGGAUAAAGUCCGAGAAAUGUUUAUGAAGAAUGCCCAUGUCACAGACCCCAGGGUGGUUGAUCUCCUGGUCAUUAAGGGAAAGAUGGAACUGGAAGAAACAAUUAAAGUAUGGAAGCAGCGGACACAUAUUAUGAGGUUCUUCCAUGAAACAGAGUCACCAAGGCCAAAGGAUUUUCUGUCCAAGUUCUAUAUGGGCCAUGAUCCAUGAGGUGGAAAGGCGCCUGUUGAUGUUUCAUUAUUUUAGAGCACAAAUAAACUAUUACAGUGGUCACUUCA
Otolemur garnettii (small-eared galago) is the source of this 503-nucleotide messenger RNA. It is a transcript of the gene NDUFA6, whose product is annotated as NADH:ubiquinone oxidoreductase subunit A6. Bases 49 to 435 code for a protein of 128 amino acids. Lineage: Eukaryota; Metazoa; Chordata; Mammalia; Primates; Galagidae. Gene Ontology annotation, biological process: response to oxidative stress. The transcript is spliced from 3 exons. The record is from RefSeq and is a predicted model, not a curated record.